AUGAAUAUAGACAAAGUGGGAUGGUUUCCUGGAAAGCUGGACCACAAGUGGUGGCACUCAUUGCUAAAAGCAGUUUUGAAGAUGCGUACUGUCCCUCAACACAUUGCAUUUAUUAUGGAUGGUAAUAGGAGGUACGCUCACUCACACAACUUCGAUUCGGUUAUUCAAGGGCAUUUGGCAGGGUUUGAACAGUUAACCCAGAUCUUGGAGUGGUGUCAUGAACUUGGCGUUUCUGAGGUUACGGUUUACGCGUUUAGUAUAGAAAAUUUCAAAAGAACGGAAGAAGAAGUUAGAGGUUUGAUGGACCUUUUCGAGAGCAAACUGGGACAGCUGAUUAAAGAAAUCCACAGGUUUGAAGAAAAGGAAAUCGCUAUACGAUUUUACGGUGAUCUUUCUUAUUUAUCUCCAAAAUUGCGAAAGCUGACGGCAGAAGUCGAACUUAGGACCAUGAAUUUCAAAAAGCUAGUUUUAUUUUUCAUGCAUAAUCGAACAUUUGUUGGGGUUUUACCUUACCAUCUGUGUGAGGAUGUUGAUUUUGAGGAAGAGCAUUCUCUAUGGCUACAGAAUCUGCUAAAUAUAUGUGUAGCGUAUACUUCUCAGAACGAAAUGAAACGUGCUUUUGUCACUAUAAAACGCGGAAUUCGAAACGGUUUACUGGAGAAAACGGAUAUAAAUGAAUAUUUAAUAGCAAAGUGCCUUGAUAGUUCUGACUCGCGUGACCCAGACAUGUUGAUACGAACCAGCGGUGAAUACCGUUUAAGCGACUUCCUACUGUGGCAAUGUUCUACAUGUUAUAUACAUUUUGACAGCGUAAUGUGGCCAGACUUUGGUUACUGGAAUUUGUGUAAAGCGUUCCUCGGGUACCAGAACAGCCUUUCAAAAAUUGAGGUAGAAAACUUCUUGUUCAGCUGCUUUAGCAAAAUCAGAUCGUCUUUCAAGUAA
Molecule: messenger RNA, 942 nt
Organism: Enterobius vermicularis (human pinworm)
Lineage: Eukaryota; Metazoa; Nematoda; Chromadorea; Rhabditida; Oxyuridae
Source: the annotation of a GenBank genome assembly